AUGGCCACUUCAUAUCACACUCGCAAUGGCCGUACAAGCAAAAGAGGCGCUUUUGUAGACGGGAUCUGGCACUGCGACUGUCAACCACGUCUCCCUGCCGAUAAGUUGCAGACCAAGAAUGGAGGAAAGAAUCACGGCAGGUGGUUCUAUACAUGCCAGAAACCACAGCACAAACGCUGCAACUUCUUCCUCUGGAACGACGAUGCCAAAAUCCGUGAAGAAGGCGCCGUCUUGAAUAACUCUCGUUCAGAGCCACUUGCUCAACCGCACACUCCCCGAAAGACCGCAUCUAAUGCGCUUCCCCCGACACCGGACACAAGGCCCAAGUCGACCACUCCAUUCCUGCCGCGAGAUACUACUCCAUCGAAAGCGCACCACGAUGAGAGCUUUGAUUGGUCCUCCAGCAAUGAUGAAGAGCUGCUUCAGGCCGAACAAACUGUCUUAUCACAUAAGCCCCUUUUCGAAACUCCAAAGAAGGCGCCUCGAACGAAUCUGCUGACAUCUCCGGGGAAAAGGACCUUUGAGCAGACAGUGGGACAGAAAGCCACGGGUGAAGAGACCUGGCCGUUGAGCGACGAUGUUUUCACCACCCCGACAACAUCACACAGGUCAGGCGGAUCAGGCUUGCUCUCACCCACCAAUACUCCUGCUCGGGGACCCUCACAGCUCUUCCUCCCCGAAUCGGAACCGUCGACGCUUGCCUCUGAGGUGCUGACUUUACUGGCCGGUUCCCACAUCAGCUCUAAGGUUGAGAAGGAGCUGGUGGAUCUUCUCAACAGACAUGACUUGCGCACACAAGGCAUCAUCAAAGGCCGAGAUAUUUCUCGGCUGGCUGUCCAAUCAAAAGAGCAGAAGAUAAUCGAGCUUCAAGCUCGGAUUUCUACCCUCGAAGCCGAAAAAGAGACAAACCGCAGAGUCAUUACUUACCUAAAACAAGACAUCGCAACUUCCCCACGAAAGGGUAGACCCAAGGGAUCUACUCCUGCCCGUCACUCCGACGUGUGA
This is a messenger RNA of Capronia epimyces CBS 606.96, 1005 nucleotides long. RefSeq lists its product as uncharacterized. The transcript is spliced from 2 exons. NCBI's taxonomy places the organism in Eukaryota, Fungi, Ascomycota, Eurotiomycetes, Chaetothyriales, Herpotrichiellaceae. The coding region runs from base 1 to 1005 and encodes 334 amino acids. The record is from RefSeq and is a predicted model, not a curated record. Gene Ontology annotation, molecular function: zinc ion binding.